Daphnia pulicaria is the source of this 1653-nucleotide messenger RNA. RefSeq names its product methyl farnesoate epoxidase-like. Gene Ontology annotation, cellular component: intracellular membrane-bounded organelle; cytoplasm. The record is from RefSeq and is a predicted model, not a curated record. Gene Ontology annotation, molecular function: iron ion binding; heme binding; oxidoreductase activity, acting on paired donors, with incorporation or reduction of molecular oxygen, reduced flavin or flavoprotein as one donor, and incorporation of one atom of oxygen. NCBI's taxonomy places the organism in Eukaryota, Metazoa, Arthropoda, Branchiopoda, Diplostraca, Daphniidae. The transcript is spliced from 7 exons. Bases 85 to 1572 code for a protein of 495 amino acids. Gene Ontology annotation, biological process: xenobiotic metabolic process.
AGACAACCAGACAACAUCCCACCGAAUUCUUUCUUAAAAUAAAUAAAAGAACAACAUACGUGUACAUUGUUUUAGUUCCGGAAAAUGAUUACCGAAGUUCUUGUACUCUUAGUUCUUUUCGCUCUGCUCAUCAAAGCUUCCAUCCGGCCUUCGAAUUUCCCGCCAGGACCGAGAGGAUUGCCAUUGGUGGGUUUCAUCCCGUUUCUCUCGAAACUGGACCCGGAGUAUCCGCAUUUGGCGCUGAAGAAGCUGUCGGAUCAUUACGGUCCAGUCGCCGGCUUCUAUCUGGGGCCCAGUCAGCCAUUCAUUUCCGUUUGCGGAUACCAGGCUGUUAGGGAGGCACUCUACAACGAGGAUUUGGCCGGACGGCCGAGCAAUGCGGCCAGAAGGGAGCGGACAUUCGGCCAGCGGCUCGGAGUCAUCCACAACGACGGGCCCGAGUGGCAGGAGCAGCGCCGAUUCGCUCUGCGCCAUCUGAGGGAUUUGGGGUUCGGGCGGACGUCGUCGGAGGGUCUCAUCCGUGAAGAGAUCGAGGACCUGACGCAGGAGAUAAGAGCCCAUCAAUUGGCCCACGGAUCGGUGGACUUGAAAGGCCUGUUCAACUUGUCUUUGAUCAACAUUUUGUGGGCCCUUGUGGGCGGCGAGCGGUUCAGGAGGGACGACACAAGAUUGACCCAUUUGCUCGACAUUGUCGACAACUUUGUCAGGAGCGCCGAUUUCACCCGGGCAAAUAUCCCCCUGCCGGACUUUUGCCUGCGCUACUUUCCGUCCUUGACCAGGAAAUUGCUGGGCUUGCGCAACGACCUGUUUACUCCACUCCAGGAUUUCAUACGGGAAAGGAUUAGGGAACAUGCCAAGGAUCGUUCCGAGGAUUAUCCCAGAGAUUUUAUUGACGUUUAUCUCCAGGAAAUGAGCAAACGUCAAUCCACCGACUCUUCGUUCCACGAGAAUCAAUUGAUUGGUGUCAUCAUCGAUUUCUUUAUCGCCGGAGCGGAAACGACUAGCGGAUCCAUCGGGUUCGCCCUUUUGUAUCUGUUACACAACCCCGACAUUCAGCGCCAAAUUCAAACGGAAUUGGACCAAGUGUGCGGCGAUUCUCUGCCUCAAUUGGCCCACCGACCCAGUUUGCCUUAUACCGAAGCCGCUCUGAUGGAAGCCCAACGCCUUAGCAACAUCACUCCAUUGGCGGUCGCCCACAAAGCUUUGCGAGACACCCAACUGGGGGGUUAUUCCAUUCCUCGGGGCAGUAUAGUGACGGUGAAUCUGUUUACCGUUCACCAUGACGACGAAAGCUUUUGGCAAGAUCCCGAAAUCUUCCGCCCCGAGAGACAUUUGAGUCCUGACGGCAGAACAUUGAUCAAAACCGACCAUCUUCUACCUUUCAGCGCCGGUAAACGGGCGUGUCUAGGUGAACCGCUGGCCAGAAAUACUUAUUUCCUUUUCACGGCCUCUUUGUUGAAAGUCUUUGAGUUUCAUCCGCUACCAGACCGUCCGCUGCCGACUCUGAAACCCAAGAACGGACUCACGCUGAGCUACGACGGAUUCGAAGCCAUAGUUACCCCGAGAACUUGAACACAUUAUAUACCUUAUUAUAAUAUAAACUAUACAUAAAUGCCGAGAUGAAUCAAAAAUUAUACGCAAUGGAUUAAUAAA